CGGUGUCGGCAUCGCGCGACGGUGUACUGUACUAUCGGUCACCGCGCGAGACGCCAGGAGGGGAGGAAAGAGAAAGAGACAGAGACGCAGGUACGACGGCCACACACACGAAAGGCUCUCGCGGAGAGAGCGAGACGGAGCGGGCGGCCGCGCGGGACGGCGAGAGGGGGCAGCAGGGCGAGAGAGAGAAGAGAGAGAGACAGUCGAGCGCGAACUCGUGGUGUGUGGAGAGGUGCCACCAGCCGGAGAGCCAGCGGAGACGGAGAGUCGGAGGUGGCCCGUGCCUGUGGCUACCCGUGACCGCCCGUGGCUCGCUGUAACUACUCGUCUGUUGUAACGUGACGCGAAGGUGCGUGUGGGUCCCGAGGUUCGUUCGCCCGUUACCUCUCUGUCGAGAACGUGGCCGACACCGCGCGUCCACCGGGAGCACAGCAGCGCGCGCGAGGUGCUUUCUGCCGCCGCCGUCUCUUUCUCUCUCUGUUCCUCGCUCCUUUCCUCCUUUUCUCUCUCUCUCUCUCUCCUUCCCUCUCUCUUUCUCUCGUUCUCUCUCUGUUGUUCCUUUUCUCGCGCCGUCUUUCUCUCUCGUGUACGCGAGUGUGAUCAGUACAGUGCGACCAGUGCGACGUGAUACGUUCUCGCUCACGGGUCGUCCUUUGCUAUAUUCGCGCGAUAGGAUAGGUGUCUCGCUGCUACGGAGCGAGUCAUCGUCAAAAGACUGUCAAGAGUGCCUUAUACUGCUUGAUUCUCGGGCUGUUUCGUACGACACGACACGACGCGACGCGACACGACACGACACGAUUACGUUCGCCGUCACGGCGAGAUCCCGGGACGGAGAAGAGGAGAAAGAGCACCGCGGCGUAUUGGACGACGAGCAACUCGAGGCAGGGGAGGCACUGCACAGCGGCACACACGCAGCUUCCGAUAAUCCACGGCGGCGUGUGAACAGGAGGGGCCCGCCGUAAGGAUGCUGUACGCUUUCGCGGAGAUCGAGAGGCCGCGAGUCGUAUCACGAGCAGCGCGCAGCAGCGCGACCAGCUGAGAAUGUCAGAGCAAAACGGGCCCAGCGAGGGCCCAGGACCAGGGCCCGGAUCGGACGGCGGCUGGUGGCCGUCCACGCAGACCUGGAAAUCAACGGCGGCUGUCUCGUCGAACUCCUCGACCUCCACUUCAGCGGCAGGCUCCGCGUCCGUCUCCGUUUCCUGCGCCGCAUCCAACUCGUCCGCAACGAGCUCCUCCACCUCGACCAUCUCGUCCGCGACCUGUUGCCCCUCGUCUUGCAUCGGUGUAUCCUGCACGAUGAGCCCGGCCCGUUCCACGGAGACGGAGAAAAACGUAUCCAUCACGACUAUUAACGUACCCCCCAGCCAAGAGAUGCACGAUGAUAAAGGAGUGUGUAAGUAUCUCGGAGGACAGAACGGCGUGACGGUGUCGGUAGUGUCGACCUCCGUACUGGGCUGUGGAAACACAAGCGCCGUCCCGACCUCCGGGAUAUGCACGAACACGGGGCCGCACAACAUCGGCAUCGGGAUCGGCAUUCUCGCCGCGAAUGUGGCGGACAUCGACGACCCCGAGGACAGCGAUGGCGAGAUUAGCAAGAUCGACUUCAGAGGCGUGAAUUUGCGCUCGAAGAAGAAACGCGACGUGUCCGGCAACCAGAACGGCGACAAGAUUGGUGAUGGGGAUGCGAACGGCGAUAAUGGUGGAUGCUGCGACGGCAACGACAACUCGCAACAGCAACCCGAAAGACCGAUGUCGUGGGAGGGAGAAUUGUCGGAUCAAGAAAUGUCUUCCAAUACGAUUACCGAUCAGGACGAUCAUAAGGAAAUCUCUAUGGAGGGAGUACAAGUUUGUAGCACGAGUCCCGAGCCCAUGGAGCAGAAAUUUCAGAUCAAGUCGGAGCCGGAUUUUCGAUCCAGCACUGGUUUCACAAUAGGAUCCUUUCACGAUGCCGGGCUGCCCAUGACACAUAACCAACAAUUACAGCAACAGCAACAACAGCAGCGCGCCAUCGAGACUCUCGAGCAAACUCAACAGAAUGAUUUGCCACUUCUCGUAGGUAAACUUCUCGGCGGAUACAACAGCUCAACGCCUAAUCACAGUCCCGUACUGAAUCCGCGGCAUCAUCUGACGAAACACAGUCACACUAGAUCGCAAGUACCGUCGCCAGAUUCCGCCAUUCAUUCCGCGUACAGCGUCUUCAGUUCGCCGACACAGAGUCCCCACGCGGCACGACAUUCCGCUUUAGGCGCGGGCAGCCCGAUUCCCUCCUCGUCGCUGUCGCUCUCCCGGCACAGCUUCAACAACUCAACCUCCUCGUUAUCGCUCUCGCUGUCACAUUCGCUCUCAAGGAACAACUCUGACGCGUCCAGUAGCUGCUACAGCUACGGCUCGCUCAGCCCUCCCACUCACUCACCCGUCCAGCAAUCACGACACCCGCACACACACUCGCAACAUCAUCAGCAUCAGGUGGCGCAAGGGAGCCCGCUGCAUCUGCCCGCGUCAUCUGCAGUCACGGCUCAUCCUUACUCUACUUCCUCCGUGCCGGGGUCCGAGCUCUCCCCGGACGGACACGCUGUCGCGGAGGAUCAGGAAGACUGUAGGAUACCAUCCGCGCCGUCCGGUAUCUCCACCAGACAGCAACUCAUCAACAGUCCCUGUCCGAUUUGCGGCGACAAGAUAAGCGGUUUCCACUACGGCAUCUUCUCGUGCGAGUCGUGCAAGGGUUUCUUCAAGCGCACCGUCCAGAAUCGCAAGAACUAUGUGUGCCUUAGAGGCGCGGGUUGCCCGGUCACUGUGGCCACGAGGAAGAAGUGCCCGGCUUGCCGCUUCGACAAGUGCCUCAACAUGGGUAUGAAGCUCGAGGCGAUCAGGGAGGAUCGUACCAGAGGCGGUAGAAGCACUUAUCAGUGCACCUACACCUUACCGGCGAAUCUUGUUGGCAGUCCUGUCGGCGGUAUGACCAGCGAGAAGCUCACUACGACCGGCAAUUGCAGUCCGGCGCCGGCCGGCAGCGAACACCACUACCCCGUACGACAUCAUUCGAAUCAUUCUCACAAAAUGCAGCCGGUGCCGCAGCUGUUGCAAGACAUCAUGGACGUAGAACACCUCUGGCAUUACAACGACAACGACCGGAUAAGCGGCGGCGGCGGACUGUCCGUUGGAAACGUCGCGAGAAACUCCGCCAGUGACAAUAUGCUACUCGGUGGAAGUGGAUCGGCACCCACCGCGACUGGCAUCGGCGCCAGUAACAACGGAGGUGCGGUCGAAUGUCCAUCGAAUGACUUCGGUAACGUCGAGAGUAACAACAGAAGGGGAGACUCGACGACGCCGUGCUCCAAUAGCGUCUCGACUUCCGCGGGACCGCCCGAUCAACGCUCCACCAAUGGCAAUACCGCGAACAGCAAUCCUCAGGUCGGCAGUAACUCUAACAGCAAUUCGACGUUACACUCGGACUCACAAGUGUCCAAUCUGUGCAACAUCGCGGACCAUCGUCUCUACAAGAUAGUCAAAUGGUGCAAGAGUUUGCCGCUCUUCAAGAAUAUCUCGAUCGACGAUCAGAUCUGCCUGUUGAUCAACUCCUGGUGCGAAUUGCUACUUUUCUCAUGCUGCUUUCGCAGCAUGAGCACCCCCGGUGAAAUAAGAGUGUCUCUUGGCAAGUCGAUUACCCUAGAUCAGGCCAGACAGCUUGGUUUAGCGACCUGCAUCGAGAGGAUGCUCGCUUUCACUAAUAAUCUGCGAAGGCUGAGAGUAGAUCAGUAUGAAUACGUCGCGAUGAAGGUGAUCGUGCUGCUGACCUCCGACACGAGCGAGUUAAAGGAACCUGAGAAAGUCAGAGCUUCUCAGGAGAAAGCCCUUCAAGCACUGCAGCAAUAUACGAUUUCGAGGUACCCAGAUAUGCCCGCCAAGUUUGGCGAAUUAUUAUUGAGAAUUCCAGAUUUACAAAGAACAUGCCAAGUGGGUAAAGAAUUGCUCAGUGAAAAACGCGCCGAGGGAGAAGGCAGCUCGUUUAACCUUCUGAUGGAAUUGUUGAGGGGAGAUCACUGAAUUUUCAACGAAGUGAACAAUGCCAUUCCACGCUUAUAGGGUCCAUAAGCUUAGGGAAUCGGAUAUAAUAGAUAAUCGUAGAAUAAACAGAUUAGAGAAGAGAAAGAAACGGCGGAUGUAAGGUCCAUAAUGACAUUAGUACACGGUGAGGGGACUGCAUUCUUCGUAGGCUGCAUUCCGAAAUUGACUGUGCUUUCUACUGACUUCUAUACAGUAGCGUUGUUAGAUCGCGAACGUUCGUUUAGCAUAGCUAAAUGUGUGCUUCAUUUAGCUAUAUGCAUGGUAGAUCAUCUAAUAUGGUUAAAUGCAUGGCAUUUUUAGCAUAAGCUACAUGAACGUGAGUAUUACUGUCAACAUUGUCAAUACUAUCAUUGGUACAUUUCGAAAUGCAGUCAUCAUUAGGGCGUAUCAGCCUGAUAAUAAUAAAGAACUUUCUUUUUACACCGGAAUGCGUCUCCAGACAGGUUGUGCGUGUUCGCAUUCCUGUUUUUUCUUUUUUUUUUUUUUUUAACAAACGAAUUUCGAAGCGGCCUAUAUACGGUAUGGUAUGCUGAAACCGUAAAUUCAGCGUACGUGUAAAUGCAAAUGAGACUGAAAGUAUAAUUGACGGAGACACGAAAGCAUUUACUUUUACAAUGAUAAGCGAUGUAUAAAUACGAGGAUAGUAUCAAGUGGUAUCAAAAUGCUAAAAAUCUAUAAUAAUAGGUGGAUGUAAUCAAUAUGAGAGCGAAAGCUUUACAGUAGCGGACGCGAUUCUAUAGACAGAGUUGACCUCUAAUAACGAUUAUAAUAGAACAACCAGUAUUUCGUAUCGUUCUGCGCUUACUUAAGAACAGAGCAUAGCCAUGCCUUAUAAUCCCGGUUAUGAAAGUGUACUUAAAAACGUAAAACAUCAGUCGACCAAUUAUCUACUUAUAGAGCAGUAAAAAUCUUGAAAUAAUUAGUUAAUAUGCUUAGUUAGAAUAUCGUCCGUGGAAUAUGUGGUUUUUAUCGAUCACACAAAAUACAUUUUUAAUUCUCUUUAUAUAUUUUAACAGCUUGUCAAUGGAAAUGAAAGAUUUGUGAGUUUCAAUUGGCACAAACAUCGCAAAAAUUUCCUAGGUAAUGUCAGCAAUACGUAUAGCUGCUAUCUUUUCUGUAAAUAUGUCUUCUAGAGGAAGAAAUCGGCUGAUAUUGCUUCCCGUUUUACACUUGUAGAAAUUAUUUUAUAUACUACCUUUUAUUAUUAUAGGGAAGAAUAUACAAAUUCUUUAAUGGCAAAUCGAGAUAUAUCCUCCUUAGUCUCGAGAAAAAAUACGUUAUCUCUAAAUAUACUUUCUACUGCAUUGUAUGGAAAAAUAAAAUAAAAAUUUUCUAAAAAUUUUUAUGAGAUGUAUAAGUACUAAAGUGAACACUUUCUCUGAUAGUAAACUCGUAACUUUGUUCAGCUGGCUGUACAAAGGGACUACGGAGGAUAUAUUGUUUGUAAAUGCAUUUAAAAAAUAUAUAUAUAUAUAUAUUUUUUUUUUGUAUAUUAUAUAUGAUCAAACUAUAAUUUUGAAAAUAUAUUGGUUUGCGUUUCUUUCAAUAUAUUGCUGCGAAACUCAUUAAAUUUUAUAUUUUGUUAAAUUUUAUGCUAAUAUCGAUAAGAACAUAUUUAUUAUCUGUAAUGUCCGUAAAGUAGUAAAACUAUUAAAAUUAGUAUAUCAGUUGGUCGCUAUUAAUUAUUAUUUUAUUGUUGUAAUUAUUAUUUUAUUUUGGAACAUUUUUCUCAAACACAAUACGAACCAUUAAUGGAGACUGUUAUUUGAGAAAAUGUGAUUUAAAAGAUUUUUAUUUGUCUAUGGAAUUUUCGUUAAAUUUGCAUAUGUAAUAUUUGCGAUAUGUAAUAUUGAUUUUUAAAUCAUUUUUAUUAUAUAUGCGUGGAGAAUAUAUCAUAUAAGACAUUUGCAAUUACAGAAAUGUAAAUGCUUAUUUUGAAAGAAAUGCAUUAUGAAUGUAACUCGAAAGAUGCAGCUAUAAGCUUGCGUGCGAAACGAACACAUUGAUCUCUGUCGUUGGUACUUUAAUGAGACUGUCAUAUAUUAGCACAUCGUUCUUUUUACUACAGUCGCUUAGUCUCUUUUUGUUUGUUGACAAUGACCUGUGGAAAAUAUGUAAGGGACAUCCUGAGGCACUUAAAAAUACUUGCUGAUUCGCAAUACUUAAUAUAAAGAUAACUUAUAAGAACACCGUCUUCCUACAGUUUCUACCUAUUUUAUUAGAAAAUAACUUAUCACACACCCUCUCGAUGUAUAUGCGCAUACACAUAUCAUUCGCGUGACUACCGAAAAUACGAUUUCCUCUCUAAAAGAUUCAUUAGGAGCAUUUGUAAAAUAUUGAGGUCGUCAUUAAUAGCCUGUACAUCUCAUCAUGCACAAUAAUAGCGAUAGUGUAACAAAAGCAAAAUGUUGGACAGUAUUUUGCACGACUCAUUAUUGAAUUGGUAUUAAAAUGUUUCAAAGCAGAUGCUUAGUUCGAUUACAUUUACGUAUAGAAAAUGCUACGAAAGUAACGCUGUAAAUAUAAAGAGAAAGAAUUAUAUUUUGUUGUGACGAGUGCGUGUGCGGAAUGCGUGAGGAAAGAAAGAGAGCGGAGGAGAGAAAGAGCGGGAGAAAGCGAGAGCGCGCGAUGCGAAUGAUAUACACUUGUAAUAAAGCAUAUAAAAGUCGACUUAAGUGAAUUAGUACGAAAGUAGAAUUACAAAAAGAUAAAAUAUUUGUCUGUUAAAAAAAAGUGACUAUUCUAUGUUUAUAUUUGACAAAAAAGCUAUUUCUAUAUACUUUUUAACGAGACACUUCUGCUGUAACUCAGUGAUACAAUUGUCCUCAUUUGUGUGUGCUGACACGCGAUAAAAGAACCCGCUUAAUUUUGUUGUGUGCGAGAGAAGCUAGCCGUAGAGAGACAACUCCUAUCCUAAUCGCGGCGAUUUUAAUUCUACCGUUCUUUUUUCCCGACAAUUGUCAUCAAGAAAAAGGACUAACUCAAUGGAUAUAGUCUUCCGUUUCCGGUGUAACACGACGUCGUCGCGAGUAACGGCGUUUCGCGUUCGUUAUGUAACAAUUACGAAGAUUCGACGAGAAAUCUUUCCGCCAAUCAUGACAAUAUUCAGAGGAAGCUGUGUGCGCGAUAACGAAUCGGAUUAUAUACGAUAUACGAAGAGCUUAAAUACGACAGACUGCAAUGACAAUUAUAUAAAUAAAAAAAAAAUAUAUAUAUAAAUAUAUAUAUAUAUAUACAUAUACAGAGAUGUACACGUUGUAAGAAAGAGGUUGUAAGUAUAAACGGCGAGGGUAACACCGGACGUAAGGGCCAAACAGCAGUGUAAUAUUAAACAGACCGUAUCCUAGAGAUAAUAUUACGGAUACUCAACGUAUAGUAUUUCUUAUCGAUAUAUUAUUGAAUACAGAGCGAGAAAUUUUAUUAGGAAGAACAAGAGAGAGAGAGAGAGAGAGAGAAUGCCGUCGGAGUUUUUAACCGUCAACUAGCUCGGCAGUCCCGCGAAAAUUGCACGACUUUUUACCUCGAUAUAUGUUGUAACGAAUAUAUGCUCCCUCUCUCGCUCAGCGUGUGGUAAUCUUUAUGCUUCACGUACGAAUGAGCAAGUUGUCACAGGCUAUGCGAGAGACGAUUUCGUCGAUUAUUGCACGACAGUGCGAAACGCAUUUUGCAUCAAACGACUUCGAACACUACUGAUCUAGUUGAAUCGCGACAGAAAAAGAUAAGAGACGACCGAUACACGUUACUGCUGAGAAUAUUUCGUUCCCGACGUAGAGGAGGAUAGCUAUUCACACGAACACGAUUAGAAAGUAGUUUUAUACAUACAACACGAAUUAUCAUACGAAAUAAAAGAAAAAAAAAACUUUUUACAAAA
Molecule: messenger RNA, 7936 nt
Organism: Odontomachus brunneus
Lineage: Eukaryota; Metazoa; Arthropoda; Insecta; Hymenoptera; Formicidae
Gene: Hr39
Product: nuclear hormone receptor FTZ-F1 beta
Exons: 7
Coding region: 1042-4044 (1000 amino acids)
Biological process (GO): regulation of transcription by RNA polymerase II; tissue development; hormone-mediated signaling pathway
Cellular component (GO): RNA polymerase II transcription regulator complex
Molecular function (GO): zinc ion binding; nuclear receptor activity; RNA polymerase II cis-regulatory region sequence-specific DNA binding
Source: RefSeq, a predicted model, not a curated record